GGCAUUUUUUUGGGGUGGAUAAAAACGAUAAGUCCUACAAACGACAAUAUAAUUUGAAAGCUCUGAGCAAGCUAGGCGCAGUGCAAAUUUAGCGCAUUUUCUGUUUUCGUUUGGCCACAAAGGUAGCAUCCUUCGUACCUGUUUAGAUUGUGUUGCUGUGAAAAACGAACCAUUUCCAUAUAUUGCGCUUCAGCUAAGUGCCCUCGAAGCGUACAAACAUAUCCCAAGGAUGCCAAGAGGUAUCAUUACGCUCCAGCUGGGCCAGUGUGGCAACCAGAUUGGUUUCGAAUUUUGGAAGCGGCUUUGUCUUGAACAUGGCAUAUCACCUUCGGGAAUGUUGCGUGAGUUUACCAGCGAUGGGAUUGACCGGAAGGAUGUGUUUUUCUAUCAAGCGGACGAUGAUCACUACAUUCCCCGUGCGGUUCUGCUGGAUUUGGAACCGCGCGUAAUUCAUUCGAUCAUGACUUCGCCGUACGCGAAGCUGUACAAUCCGGAAAACGUUUAUCUGUCGAAAGAUGGUGGCGGUGCGGGUAAUAAUUGGGCUUCCGGGUUUAGUCAGGGCGAAAAGCUGCACGAGGAAGUGUUCGACAUUAUUGACCGGGAAGCGGACGGAAGUGAUAGCUUGGAGGGAUUCGUGCUGUGUCACUCGAUUGCUGGUGGUACCGGAUCCGGUAUGGGAUCCUACAUCAUGGAACGGCUGUCCGAUCAUUUCCCCAAGAAACUGAUCCAGACGUACAGCGUGUUUCCGAAUCAGGAUGAAAUCAGCGAUGUCGUGGUGCAGCCGUACAACAGUCUGCUGACACUGCGCCGGCUGACCAGCUGUGCUGACUGUGUGGUUGUGCUUGACAACACCGCCCUGAAUCGUAUCGCGACCGAUUGGCUGCACCUUGAAAAUCCUAGCUUCGCGCAAAUCAAUACACUCGUGUCGACCAUCAUGUCCGUCAGUACGACCACUCUUCGCUAUCCCUCGUACAUGAACAACAGCCUGAUCGAGCUGAUUGCACCGCUGAUUCCUACGUCGCAAUUGCACUUCCUCAUGACCGGCUACACACCGCUCACGACCGAAUCGGACACACAGUCGGUGCAGAAAACAACCGUACUGGAUGUGAUGAGACGGUUGCUGCAACCGAAAAAUAUGAUGGUUUCCACCGCGCCGGAUAAAACCAACCAUCAUCGGUACAUUUCGAUUCUGAAUAUCAUUCAGGGCGAGGUGAAUCCGUCGCAGGUGCAUCAGUCAAUACAGCGCAUCCGGGAGCGCAAGCUGGCCCAGUUCAUACCGUGGGGUCCGGCCAGCAUUCAGGUGGCACUUUCCCGCAGCAGCCCGUACGUGCAGAGCAGUCAUCGUGUGACCGGAUUGAUGCUGGCCAAUCACACCAGCAUCUGCUCGCUGUUCGAACGAGCGCUCGGGCAGUACGACAAGCUGCGCAAGCGAGGCGCCUUCCUGGAUCAGUUCAAAAAGGAGGACAAAUUUAAGGACGAUCUGAGCGAAAUGGACGAGGCGCGCGAUGUGGUGGAUGCGCUCGUGCAGGAGUACGAGGUAGCCACAAAGGAGAAUUAUCUCAGCUGGCAUGGUAGCCGUGCAGCCGGUGGCGCUGGGACAAACCCGAACAAAUAAGCUUCCUUUGGUGCUGUCUUGUGGUGGUAUGGAAGAAGGUAGGAGACGCACCGUUUAACUAACUGUUUUUAAUUAUAUCGUUACAUGAGAUACGUUUGUUGGGAGAUGGAAAGGUAUUAGGUAGCAUCGUAUAAGUAUUGGAUUGGAGUAUAGGUAUGAAUAGAAACGAAUGGCUCUCUAACAAUUGGAGAAGAAUCUACAGCUUUGUGAGUGAGAUAAGAGAGGGAGAGAUCGAUUGUUCAGUAGCGAACUUCAUUAUUUGUGCCAAUAAAACGCACCAUUGGUAUCAUCACCCUA
Molecule: messenger RNA, 1912 nt
Organism: Anopheles funestus (African malaria mosquito)
Lineage: Eukaryota; Metazoa; Arthropoda; Insecta; Diptera; Culicidae
Product: tubulin gamma-1 chain-like
Exons: 3
Coding region: 230-1615 (461 amino acids)
Biological process (GO): mitotic spindle organization; microtubule nucleation; mitotic cell cycle
Cellular component (GO): spindle; cytoplasm; nucleus
Molecular function (GO): GTP binding; structural constituent of cytoskeleton
Source: RefSeq, a predicted model, not a curated record